Diplodia corticola is the source of this 1710-nucleotide messenger RNA. RefSeq lists its product as uncharacterized. Lineage: Eukaryota; Fungi; Ascomycota; Dothideomycetes; Botryosphaeriales; Botryosphaeriaceae. The record is from RefSeq and is a predicted model, not a curated record. The transcript has 7 exons. Gene Ontology annotation, molecular function: acyltransferase activity, transferring groups other than amino-acyl groups. The coding region runs from base 1 to 1710 and encodes 569 amino acids.
AUGCUGGAGAUUACAGCCGACAAUGGAUCUCGACAGCCCUUGUUCCUGGCUCUCUUGGGGCUGCUCCUCUUUUUCUCGACCAUCACGGUGGCCCUCAGAUUUUACUGCCGAGUCGCGUAUGUCAAAUACGUUGGUGCGGAUGACUACUUCAUAGCCGCAGCCUAUCUGGUGGUUCUUGGUUUGAGUGUAGCAAACAUUAUACACGUCAGCUAUGGCACUGGGAGACGUCUCGCAGACCUGGCUCCAGACAUCCUCGUUCCGACACUGAAGCAUUGGUACGCUUACCAGCUGGUGUACCCGUUUGCACUGUUCUUCGUCAAAGCAAGCAUUCUUGCGCUCUACUACAGGAUAUUCUCUCAGAAGGUGUUCAGGAUGUGGGUGUGGGCCAUCGCAGCGGUUGUCGCCACAUACACAGUGGUGGCCGUGUUCGUGAACGCGUUCGAAUGCCCACACAGGAUCUCCAACGCGUGGAGCCCGACGUUUCCAAACGGCUGCAACAAUAUUCCAAAGGCAUACUUUUCGAUGGCUGGAGUGAAUAUUGCGACAGACUUCGCCAUACUGGUGCUUCCCAUCCCAGUUCUAGUGAAGCUGAAUGUUCCAAAAAAUCGCCGCUGGGCUUUGAUUGGCAUCUUCAUGACGGGCAGUGUGGCUGUAGCGGCGUCGAUAGUGCGUCUCAACGCACUGUACAUAUACACCGUCUCCAAGGACGUCCCUUACGAUGCGAUAUACAUCCUCCUCUGGUCCCAGGUGGAAUGCAACAUCGCAAUCAUUACGGCGUGCAUCCCACCGCUCCGGCCGAUUUUCAAGGGGACGUUCCGGGGCAAUUCAUCGGGCAGGAUGGAGUCGGCGGCGGCGGAGGUAUUCUCUUCGGGUCCAAGGUCCAAGCCACAAGAGCUCGUGGAGUUUGAGGUGUACGGGAGACGUCAUAGCGGGCUCCAGAACACAGUCCACGGAGGGGCGGACAACGAGAGCGAAGAGCUUAUCUUGUCAAGCGGGCAGUCGGGCAUCCUCAAAACGAUCCCCCAGCCCCCAGCCUGCAACGGAGGCCAUGCCACGGUCGCAGCAACCACCAGGGCUCCGCCCCGUGAUGACUCCACACCCUCCUCCCAUCUGACCAAACCCACGCCAACCAAUAUGGUCGCCCCGGUUGAGCCCCAGUGUGAGAGCGCCAGGACGGCUCGUAUUCUGCUGCGGCGCCUGCGCCUCGACGAUGUCGCCGCCAUGCAUCAGCUCCGCCAACACCCCGAGGUCAUGAAGUACACUCCAACAGGCCCGGCGACUGAUGUUUCGCAGACUGACGACUGGGUGCGCGGGUGCCUGGCCCGCUCCAGCUGUUACAACUUCUCCAUCGAGCUCCUGCCCACCGCCAAGGAACAAGCCACCCCCAGAGUCAUCGGCGUGCUGGGCGCUGACCGCGCCCCGGAGAUCGGUUAUCUGAUUCAUCCCGACUUCUGGGGGAUGGGGUUGGCCACCGAGGCUGUCAGGGCGUUCCUGCCCCUGUUCUGGCAAAGGUACGAUGGCAUCUACGACCAGGCUGUUGCCGAGAUCGACCCCGACCACGAAGGAAGCCGCAGGGUCCUCCUGAAAUGUGGCUUUCGCCUGUGGGAAACCAAAGAGAAGAGCUUCCAAAGCCCGACCAUGGGCCUCAGAGAUACCCAGGUCUACCGCCUGUUGCGGCCCAUCCCAUGUUCUGCCGAAAAGGCCAUGUAG